Messenger RNA from Alligator sinensis (Chinese alligator), 1792 nucleotides. It is a transcript of the gene EFNA4, whose product is annotated as ephrin A4. The coding region runs from base 404 to 1168 and encodes 254 amino acids. NCBI's taxonomy places the organism in Eukaryota, Metazoa, Chordata, Crocodylia, Alligatoridae. Gene Ontology annotation, molecular function: ephrin receptor binding. The transcript has 5 exons. Gene Ontology annotation, cellular component: plasma membrane. The record is from RefSeq and is a predicted model, not a curated record. Gene Ontology annotation, biological process: axon guidance; ephrin receptor signaling pathway.
GCCCUGCGUGCUGUGUAGCCGGCGCUGCCUGCUUGCAGAUGCAUUCAUUUCCACUGGGCUGAGGCUAAUCGGAGCUGAUGCUUGUUUGUUUGGAGAGGCCGGGUGCCCAGUAGCUGUUUCAACAAAGGCGGGGGCUGAGCUCCAAGGGGGUUGCUCCUCUCCAGGCGCUUGGGGCUACAGUUGGCAGGGGGCAGGUCUGGGAUCUUCCUGCUCCCUACAACACCUCCGGCCUGAAGCAUGUGGCGGGUUGGGGAUCCCAUUUCCACGGCCCUCUAGGUGGGGGGGUGGCCUGCACUCCCUGAGGGCUGGUGCCCCUUCCUGCAGAUGGCACAAGCCACAUCCCACGCUGUCCCCCCGGCCCUGGGCAGGCAGCCUCCAGGUGAGGCCUGGGGCUGCAGGGGGCAUGUGGGGAGCCCUGGACAGAGCUGCUGGCUGGGGGGGGGUCCAUGCAAUGCUCUGUGUGUGGGGCUCAAGCCUCUGCCAUGCCCACCCACGGGGCUCUGGCUCUGAGCCUAGGCAUGCAGAGGACUCUGCCCUGGUGAUGGCUGCCUGGGAUGGCUUCAUCACCUGGGGAGAAGUCCAGCGGGUGCUAAGACCACAGGGUUUGUGUGGGGUUGCUCCGCCUCCACUAACCCCUGUCCCACACAGGUUCCUGCGGGGCGACUACACCGUCCAGCUUGCCAUCAAUGACUACCUGGACAUCUACUGUCCCCACUACGAGCAGCCACUGCCUGUGGGCCAGCCCGAGACCUUCACUCUCUUCAUGGUGGACCUAGAGGGCUACCGGGGCUGCCACGAGACACCCGGCGCCUUCAAGCGCUGGGAGUGUGCCCGGCCCCACGCCCCCUUCGGGCCCGUGCGCUUCUCUGAGAAGAUCCAGCGCUUCACGCCCUUCUCACUGGGCUUCGAAUUCCAGCCAGGGGAGACCUACUACUACAUCUCCAUCCCCUCGCCGGACAGUGCCGGGCGGUGCCUGCGGCUACGGGUCUUCGUGUGCUGCAAAGUGACAACCACAAAGCCCGUGACGGAAGUUCCCAGAUCGCAGCCACGGGGGCGAGGGGAGCCAGGGGCCCCUGGCCUUCCUGCUCCCAGCCGUGCAGCCCCCUCCCGGCUCCGGGGCCAGGGCCCCUGCCUCAGCCUCGCCUUCCUUCCCCUCCUGUGGAUUUGAGCCUGCUGCUGUCAGCAGAGGGAGAGUUCCUCUGAGACCCCCCCAAGACGCUCCCCCCUGGAUUGGCUGCUCUGCUCUGCCAGUCGUGCGCAGGCUGCUGUGACUGGCCCUCGGGCCUGCACCCCACAACACCCUGGGGAGUUGCCAGUGCCUGGGAGACUGGUGCCUGCACGCCCCCCAGAAGCCCUGCCCAGACUGGACCGGACUGCCUCAUGGCAGGGGCUCCCCAAGCUGCCCUAGAAACUCCAGCAGCAGUGCCCUGCGGGGCAGGGCCCCCCCUCCCGAGCCUCCUGGAAGGCCUGGAGGCUGCCCCCAGCACGGGCCUGUUGCAUCUCGUCCUCGGCUGAGGACGCCCAUGUGUCUUCCGCGAAGACCUGCUCCGCCGUGUGCGCGGGGUUUCUGAUCCAUGUCAAUAAAGCAUUUGCAGGACCUGGGGCAGUUCCCACCUGGCCCUGCUCUGCUGCCCUGGGGGCCCGGACCUGGGCUGCUGGUUGCGGGAGCCCUGCCGCUCUCCCCGACCCCUGGGCCAGGGCCUUUCACUGUAGUGCUUGGCUCUCUGCCUCCCCUCAUGCCGGGAAAGCCGUGGGGGAUCUCUGGUGGGCGGAAGCAGCUGCUCGGAGCCCC